Macrosiphum euphorbiae (potato aphid) is the source of this 312-nucleotide messenger RNA. The record is from the annotation of a GenBank genome assembly. Lineage: Eukaryota; Metazoa; Arthropoda; Insecta; Hemiptera; Aphididae.
AUGGAAGUCCUCGAAGAGAAUCGUAAAGUAUUGUUACGCACCAAUGAUCGUCUGACUAGUAUAAAAUCUAUUGCUGUAGAAACUGAAGAAAUUGGUACUGCGAUUGUUCAAGAAUUGGGAGAACAAAGACAGACACUCCAUGGUACUCGCAAUCGAUUGGAAGACAUUGACAGUUCCAGAAUAUCUUCACACCGUUAUGUCUCUGCUAUUAAUAGACAUGUUUUCCAAGACAAACUUAUGCUUGUACUCAUUAUUAUUAUUGAGGCCUGCUCUUUAGUUGGACUUAUCUAUAUAAAAUUUAUAAAACAUUAA